AGUAGAUGGACACAUUUAGAUAUUAGAUGAUGAACAUGGAAAAGUAUACUCCUAAAACAACAAGUUCAUCAGCAGACGACUCAAGCAAUAUGAAUUCAGCUAUGGUUGACAAGAUUGCUGACAUCUUUGCGCAGAUAAAUGCAAAAAAAGCUGAGAUAUCAUCUGUGGUCACAUCCUCGAUAAUGACGGACCCUGUCUUCCCUCACCAUGUUCUGCCAAGACAGUGUUCCCUUCCAAGUCUAGCACUACCAUACAUGCCUCGAACCCCUCCUAAAGAAAGUUACACAUUGGAGGAUUUCCAAUGCAGAUAUUGCCACCGUCCUUUCUUUUCAAAAAGGGAGUUAACAAAGCACACGGAGAGUGUACAUUUUAUUGAGGUGUACAAGCCAUCCCACUGGUGCUCAGUUUGCACAUCAUCCUUCUCCUCCAACAAAGAGCUUACAACCCACAUGCAAUCUUACCAUGGUGAAAUUCAGCCAGAUGGUGGUACAACAUGUAAGAUGUGUUUCUUGAAGUUCCAACAUCCUCGUCUACUUGCAAAUCACAUGAAUCUCUACCACAUACCACACAUGGGUUGUUCUAUUUGUAGCAAAAGUUUCAGUGAUGUUGCAGCAGUUUGGAAGCAUCUCAUGGCAGAGCACAAGGUAAAACCAAAAGAGAUCAAGUGCAAUCUUUGUGAUAAUGUGUUUGAAUCUCCUGAGGACUAUGAUGAUCACAAUAAAGUUGCCCAUGCUUUUCCGUGUAUGUUGUGCCAAAAGAGUGUGGAGGAUAGAGAAAAAUUGCAGGAUCACUUAGAAGAGGCUCAUAAUAAACAUUUUUGUGCUGACUGUGCUGAGAUUUUCAAUGAAUUUGAAGGUUUUGUUCAGCAUUAUAUCACCAAUGAAAAAUGCUCACUUGAUCCUUACAAACUCAUUUGUCGAUACUGCAAUGGAGUAUUUCCUAAUCUCAAACUCCUGUUCAAACAUCUUUGCCUGGACAGUUUUAAAUGUGUGUUCUGUGAAACCACCUCAAUCUCGUGUAAAACAUUUCAAUUACACAUGGAAACUGCUCAUCAUACCAAGUUAAGAUACAUAACUACUCUACCUCCAUCAGCAGAACAGGCAGCUGAAAAGGAAGCCCCUGCAGAGCCUAUGAACAUGUCUCAGCACAGACUGGUCCCAACCAUUGUUUCAGACUUUCUGUCAAGUGAUGCCUCAGGAAACCGUGAGACUAACGGAAGUAAAAUAAACUAUAUCCACAACUUGAUUCAAGUUAACGAAAAUCUUCUCAAAUCAAAACCUUCAAUCCUGUCAAAAUAUUCUUCGGCAUCGAGUGAUUCAUCCAGUUCCCAAUCCUCAGCAUUAAAACUAUAUAACACCCCAGAACAGCUGAUGAAAUACUGGCAAACCCAUGUGAUGCAAUCCAUUGCCCUGUCUUCAAAUGAUCCAGAAAACAUCAAAACAGAGCCAGAUGAGAUGGACUGCUCUCAGGACACACCAGAGACUCGUAGUCCACCGAGACAUCCCCCGAUCACCAAGACAGACAGUUCCGACAGUCUGCUGCAUCCAGCCUUGUCACCUUCCAGCUCAAUCCAGCAACAACCCAACGAGUCAUUUUCAUCAUUGGAGCUGGAGGAGGAUGGAUCUGACAAGGGUGACUUGGAUAUGGAGAUCGACGGUGAUUCCUCCGAAUCCAGACGGAACUCUCUGCGACAAAAAUACCAACAACUAUCUAUCAGUAGAAUGGGGCGCAGGUCUAGUAAAUCUCUGAACAAAAUGCUCUCCAAGACCAAAGUUGAGGAGGUUAGUGAGAGCAAUCCGGUACAAAGUGCCGUUGCCAGCGCCAUGAGUUCAGCUAGAUCAUCUUUCAGUUGCCAAAGGUGUUCAAAAACAUUUGUUAAUCGAUCACUGCUUUCACGUCAUUGGGGCUCCUCCACUAAAUGUUACAUUUGUUCCAAGUCUAUGUGUGAUCUGAAAGUUUUAAACGAACACAUGAAAUCGGAGCAUGCAGAGUAUAGCGAUAUUCAGUGACCAUAGUUUUAACAUAGAUUUUCAAAAUUAUAUUUAAUAAUCAUUACAGUAAAUCUUAUAAAAUUGUUGGUGAUAGAAAUUAGAAUUUAAUUGAUUGAGAUUUAUUUAACUCGUCAUAUUUUGUGAAUUAUGUUAACAAUUGCCGCGAUUCAACUUGCUUUAAAGCUGCAUAUAUGUUGUUUAUGUAUGUGAUAUAUGUAAGAUGAUUUAGUAGUUAGUGAGUUA
Messenger RNA from Bolinopsis microptera, 2234 nucleotides. Its product is annotated as zinc finger and BTB domain-containing protein 41-like. The coding region runs from base 27 to 2009 and encodes 660 amino acids. Gene Ontology annotation, molecular function: RNA polymerase II transcription regulatory region sequence-specific DNA binding; DNA-binding transcription factor activity, RNA polymerase II-specific. The transcript is spliced from 2 exons. Gene Ontology annotation, biological process: regulation of transcription by RNA polymerase II. The record is from RefSeq and is a predicted model, not a curated record. NCBI's taxonomy places the organism in Eukaryota, Metazoa, Ctenophora, Tentaculata, Lobata, Bolinopsidae. Gene Ontology annotation, cellular component: nucleus.